Rotaria sp. Silwood1 is the source of this 429-nucleotide messenger RNA. Lineage: Eukaryota; Metazoa; Rotifera; Eurotatoria; Philodinida; Philodinidae. The record is from the annotation of a GenBank genome assembly.
AUGGUGUUAAUACUUUCAUGUAUUUAUACAUUAUCACAACGACCAAAUAAAAAUACAAAUCCAUUAAAUAAUGAACAUGUUAAUAAAGAAAAAAUAAUAAUUGAUAGUUUAUCAAUAAUAUCAUCAUCAGAUAAUAUUCUUAUUGAACUUGUUGAAGAAUUAUAUGAACGUACUAAACAAUCAUCAACAUUACCAUAUGAAGCUUUACUUUUAUUACGUCCUUUAUCAUUAUUACUUGCACGCAUUAGUUUUUUUUUUCGUGCUUUAAUUAAUGCACGUUAUUCAGCUAAAGUUAAUGAAUGGACUUUAUUAUCAAUGACAAAUAUUGCACAAAGAAAAAUCACUAAGUUUUUAUUGAUGUUAUCACGUUUCAGUGUUCGUUUCGAAGAAUCAGGCAAUCGUUUAUUUCUUAUUGCUGAUCGAAAAUAG